AGACUCUGGCUCUGCGCCUUGCCUUUCCCCUUUCCUUGGCAGCUGACAGAUAUUACCAAGAUUUUAUCUGAGUUCUCUUUUAAUAAAGUUCUUUGUUUCACAGCAAAAAAACCAAAAAGCAACUGAUCGACCAUGGCUUCUACUAGCCAGAGAGCCAAGGUUUCUCCUGCUCCUCCCCAUUUUUUCAAGAUUAUUCUUGAACAAACUCUUGAGAACAACAAGUUACAAAUUCCUAAGACAUUUUGGAUGAAAUACUGUGGUUCCUUGUCGAGUAGUCAAGUAAUUCUUAAGCUUCCAUGUGGAUCAAGAUGGGAGGUUGGGUUGACAAAGAGUGAUGGAAACGUAUGGAUAGAAAAGGGUUGGAAUAAAUUUGCAGAACAUUAUUCUUUAAACCGUGGAAACCUCCUUGUUUUUCGAUAUGAUGGGGUCUCUCAGUUCACGGUUAUCAUAUUUGACAAAACCACCACAGAGAUAGAUUAUUCAUCUAACCCUAGCCAUUUUGAGAAGCAUGUUGAUACGGAUGAAGAUGAUGAUGUUUCUAUUGAAGUUUUGGAUAGCACUUCAUGGAGUCCUAAAACCAGGGACAAAUCUCCAUUACCAUGUUCUCGGCCCCAAAAGAAAAUGAGACAAAGUGCUCUUGGUAAAGCACAAAGCAACCUAUCUCAUCUUAGAUCUAAAGUUAUGCAAAAAGGAAGCUUAUCAAGUAAAGUAGGUAACACUAUAGGUAACAUAACUGGCUUGUCUACCCCAAAGAGAUACCAGAAACCCUCGCCUGUCUACACAAACACCUCUGCUCUUGAAAGGGUCAAUUACUUUCAAUCUGAAUAUCCUUUCUUUACUGUUAUUAUGAAAUCAUCAUAUACAACUGGUCGGAGAAAUUUCCAUAUACCAAGCUGGUUUGCAGAAACAUACGUUAAAAAGAAAGAAUGUGAAGCUAGCCUUUGGGUUUCAAAUGGUAAAUCUUGGUCUGUUCAAUACAAAGUCAUAGGUAGAUCAGCCGAAUUCGGUUAUGGAUGGAAAGCAUUUGCCCUAGAGAAUAGUUUGGAAGUGGGUGAUAUUUGCAAUUUUGAACAGACUAAUAAUUAUGGCAAUGAAAUAUCAUUUAGAGUUUCCAUUGUUAAGGUUGAAGAUGAUGCAUAUAAUGACUUAGCUGCAAAGAUAUCAACUAAUCAGUCCAAGCGAAAUGUGGAACUUGAUUCUUCAUUUGUUGGCAAUGAUAAAGCGAGCAUGAUUUCACAGAACACAAUCGAACGAGAGAAAUUUGGUGUUGCAGAUAAGUCCAGGAAGCUGAUAUCUGAAGUAAAUACAGGCAACCGAGGCACUUCUUAUAAGAGGCCUUCAUCUUCUGUAGUUUGGAGAACUUCUGAAGCAGCCAGUAAUUCCUUUUCAGAAAAUCCUUGCUUCCAGGUGGCUUUGCGAUCAGCUCAUGUGCAAGGAUAUAAGCUAUCUAUUCCAUUGGAUUUUGCAAGACUUUACUUUAAGGAAAAGACACAAACUAUGACUCUUUGGGUUGGUGAGAGUUGUUGGUAUGUGAAGUUUUUGGUUUAUAAAUCAUCAGAUUAUUCUUUUUCUGCUGGAUGGAGUGUAUUUGCUAGAGAAAACUCUCUUCAGCCAAGAGAUGUCUGCAUCUUUGAGCUGAUUAAGAGGAAUCACCCUGAGCUCAAAGUUUCCAUAAUUAGACAAAGUGCUGCAAAGAUAGCAACUACACCGUCCAAGCAAAAUGUGAAACUUGAUUCUUCUUUUGCUGGCAUGAUUUCACAGAACAUAAUCGAAAAGAAAGAACAAGAGAAAGUUGUUGUUGAACUUUCAGAGAUAUCUGAAUCAAAUACUGGCAACCAAGACACUAAUAAGAGGCCUUCACCUUCAGCAGUCAGGACAGCUUCUGAAGCAGCCAGCCAUUUCUUUUCAAUAUAUCCUCGCUUCAAAGUGGCUUUGCAAUCAGAUCAUGUGCAUGGAGGAUGUAAACUACCUAUUCCAUUGACUUCAGCAAGCUAUUAUUUUGGGGAAAAGACACAAACUACGAUUCUUUGGGUUGGUGAGGAAUAUUGGAAUGUGAAGUUAAUUGUUAAUGAAUCAGAAUAUAAAUUGUCAACUGGAUGGGCUGCAUUUGCAAGAGAGAACUCUCUUAAGCCAAGAGAUAUCUGCAUUUUUGAGCUGAUUAAGAGGGAUCAACCUGAGAUGAAAGUUACCAUAUUUAGACAUGACAUUUUAUACUUCUGAGCUAAACUACUGACACUCUAGUUAACUUAUUUCAGUGUUGUUAAGAAUGUUAGUAUGUAAUGAUACAUAUAAUCACCUCCGUGACAAGUGUUACUGAUGUCACGGUUAAACUUCUGAACUAUAUCUUUUUUGUAUCACAUUUUCACAGUCUAGGGAUGACUUAAAAGUACUUAAUUAUCA
Molecule: messenger RNA, 2400 nt
Organism: Humulus lupulus (European hop)
Lineage: Eukaryota; Viridiplantae; Streptophyta; Magnoliopsida; Rosales; Cannabaceae
Product: B3 domain-containing protein Os03g0619800-like
Exons: 9
Coding region: 133-2220 (695 amino acids)
Molecular function (GO): DNA binding
Source: RefSeq, a predicted model, not a curated record